ACGCCCAUUUGUCGGCUCCAGUAGUUAUGAUAGAAGCAGCCGGUCUGUCUUCAACACACGCAAGCCUGAGUUUAUGUCAUGUUUCUGUCGUGUACCUUUUAUGUACAUCCAGUGUCCGGGGAUCAGAACUGAAAUAUUCCUUUAACACAACAGGGUAGAGAAAACGAAUGAAAAUCGCCGAGCCGACUGGCCGCCCCGCUUCGCUUUCUAGCUAUAGGUGAACAAUGACCGAGUAUAAGCUUGUGGUGGUGGGGGCUGGAGGCGUGGGGAAGAGUGCCCUGACCAUCCAGCUCAUCCAGAACCAUUUUGUGGACGAGUACGACCCCACCAUUGAGGACUCCUACAGAAAGCAGGUGGUCAUCGAUGGAGAGACGUGUCUGCUGGACAUCCUGGACACGGCCGGUCAGGAGGAGUACAGCGCCAUGCGUGACCAGUACAUGAGGACCGGAGAGGGCUUCCUCUGCGUGUUCGCCAUCAACAACACAAAGUCCUUCGAAGACAUACACCACUACAGAGAACAGAUCAAGCGGGUGAAAGACUCCGAGGACGUUCCCAUGGUGCUCGUGGGGAACAAGUGUGACCUGCCCUCUCGGACGGUGGACACCAAGCAGGCUCAGGACCUGGCUCGGAGCUACGGAAUCCCCUUCAUCGAGACCUCUGCUAAAACCAGACAGAGAGUGGAAGAUGCCUUUUAUACACUGGUACGGGAGAUCAGAGAGCACCGGCUAAAUACGCUAAGCAAGGAAGAAAAGACGCCGCGCUGCGUGAAGCUUAAAAAGUGUGUUUUAAUGUGAUGGGGUGUGGACGACGCCUUCUACACGUUAGUGCGGGAAAUCCGCAAGCACAAGGAGAAGACCAGCAAAGAGGGGCGGAAGAAGAAGAAAAAGAAGUCGAAGGCGAAGUGCGCGAUCAUGUGAAUAAGCCUCUCCUUUCCGACGAGAAACUAAAGAACACGACGAAUAACGACAGCAGAAAAAAAUAAUUCUUAAAAUGUGCCUAACUGAAAGUAUUAUUUUGUACAUUAACACUAAAUUAUUAACUCCUGUUUUGAAAUCAGUGUCACAAAAAAACGGUUGAAGAAACCAAACUUUUUCAGUUGACCAACUGAAACGCAAGCCCAGUUUCCAGUGCGCUGCAGUUGACUAACUGAAAUACAAGCCCAGUCUUUACAUUCUCUUCAGUUGACAAACUGAAAUACACACCCCAGUUUUAUGUUUUCUGCAGUUGACGAACUGAAUUGCAAAUCCCAGUUUUAUAUUUUCUGCAGUUGACCAACUGAAAUACGAGCACAGGUUAGCCAGAGUUCUUCUGAGUGCCAGUGGUGUGUAGCCAUUUGCCAUGGUAGGGUCGGCAGACCAGUGAAAUUUUAUCUGCAAUGAGGCUGUUAAUGGAAUCAGAAAUGAACCUUAGUGAUAGUUUUAAGGGUAUGUGUGUGGCAUUUCAGACUUGGUGUCGGGUAUUUUAUCAUAAUAAAUGUGAAAAGAACCUCUGUCUAAUGGUGGAGACUGCUUCACUCAGAAAGAGUUUGUCAAUGAAAUAUGGCCGAAUAAUAAUCAUAAUCAUAAUAAAGGGGACAGUCACCAUUAGCCGUAAAUGUAGGACUUGUGGUCGUUGUACAUUUGUCAUGAACUAACAGGCUUACCAAAGUCUUAAUAGAGGCCUCAUAAUUGGAACUAUAAUCCUACCCCCCCCCCCCCCCCAUAUUUAUGAAAAUGUUUUGUGUUAUGCCACAGUAAUGGAAAUGCUUGAUUUUAUUUUAUUUUUUCCCCCUCUCUUUUCCCAAACUAUGUUUAUUGAGGUCUAUCAGCCCAUCGCUGUGAGCCUUUCAAACGGCGUGCCAAAGAAAUCUAUCCAGUUACACUUCCUGUUCGAUUCCUGAUUCUACAGGGUCGGGCCAACAGCUAAUCAUCCCAGGUCGUGGUCAAGAAAUCGUAACCGAAUUACUUGUGGGCGGAACCUGAAUUCCAACGGCUUGUAACCAGCUAAUACUCCGUGUAGUCGUAAACCUAUUAAGGCUUUGGCAAUAUGCAAUGGUAUGGCGCUCUCAGAAAAGGCCUGCAUGUCAGUUUUGCUCAUUUUGAGAGAUUUCUCUUCAGAUAGGCCUGUUGAGAGGGGGAGCCAAUGGACUGUUCUAGAAAGCAUUCCACAAAAAGGCUAAUUACUGUGUGCCAUAAAACUAAAGAGAACAAGCGCAUUACAACUCGUGACCCAGCAGUGCAUUUCCCGGUUAGGUAGGAAGUGGAGAAACAUAUUUUGUCCCGAUACUAACUGAAGAGUGACAGUUGAAAAGUGAUGGCAGACAGAACCUUUUGUUCUUCUGUCUUUUCAUCUCUAUAUGCUAACCCCCACCCCCCCACCCCCUCAUGCUUGUGAAAUCUCCAGAUAUGGCAGGGCCAAUUCCGGAAUCUUCCAGAACCUCCUGUCAUCCUGCUUUCUGUUUGUCGCUCCUCGACCUUGAUUUUAUUUUCCAAAAAAACCAUCUGUACUAGAUAGUUCACUUUUCGUUUUGUUUUAUUUUGUUCUUGGUACAGGAAUCAGAUUUUCUGUGUGUAGUACUGAAAUUUUUCGAUGCUUACAGCUUUGGAGUUACUUGAAAUGCAUUUGCGUGCUUUGGACCAUUAACCAUUGUAAAGGUAGCACAUUUCUGAAGCCCCUGUCUGUAUCUAAAAUAUCCUACAUCCCAAUUGAAAACUUGUGCUAAAACUGAACAACAAAAAAAACUGAAAGUGAACAAUGUUUAAACUUUGUAAAGAUGAAAGAGAUCCAACACAUACAUUUGUUAUUAUAUCUGUAGUUAUAAUAAACUAUAUUCAACAUUCAUUUUGCAGGACUGACUCUGAUAGAUGGGUAGCCUAGGUCGUAACAUGACAUUUAAAGUUUUGGGAAUCUAUGCUGUAGAAGCACAUAGACCAGACCUGGGUUCAAGUAGUAUUUGUUUUGGAUUUUAAUACUUCUCUGCAUUUGACUAAACUUGCUUGGUGUAUUGGAACACAAGUGUAAAGCCUGCCCAUUUGCUCUUUGCAGACUCACAUGCACCAGGCAAGACCAAUAGAGCAAAGAAAAGCAUUUGAAUCCAAAACCAAUGGUACUUGACCAGGUCUGGUAUAGGCCAACAUGUAUAGGACCCUAAAUAAUAAUUUUAUAGCAUGAGCAAGCCAACAACAUAUAUGUCUGUCCUUUAAACUGACAGAAAGCAGAUGGACGGAGCUAAUUUGACCAAAACAAUAGAAUAUGCAAAUAACGGCUGGUUUUAAAUAUCGCAGCACUGGUAGCAUAAGCAAUAUCCCGAGCUUCCAAGUGAUCCAGUCAAUAAAAGGACUGUACACAAGUGCUACGUAGUCACAAGUUCACGCCUGGUUCUUGAAGAACGAUGCCCUGCGAUUUCCCGCUGAUACGCGACAGGUUUUCCCCACUCCACAACACAAAGCGCACGAGUCCUCCUUCCCCGGCAGAGUGCCCCUUAAGACGGCCAAGCUUUAGACUUUCCGCUCAGUUUCCUUCAAACGACCCGAUCGAAUCGAAAAUCCGACGACGGUGGGACUGCACGCCAGGUGAUUGGUAAUAUAUCUCACUGUAAAGUUCCCUUACCCUAAAAGUCAAGACACUGGCUGCGUUUGGUUAUUUUUUAAACUCUAUUGUCGGUGGCACGCAUCAACAGAUUCGAACAGGAUCCAGUUUGGUUAAUGUUGCCGUCUUUAAGGCAAAGUGCCAACACAGCCACUCCGAAGUCCUGCGACCUUUUAUACUUUACUGACGCAAUGAUUCAGUACAUUUCGCAGCGUAAGAAUAUGCAUGUACAGGUUACGCGUUAGCCUCUUAAAUACUCUUAUUAAUAUUGACUGUCACUGCAGUGGGGACAAACAUGUAAUAUUCACUGGCAACAGCACCUUCAUACGGAACAGUUCUAGGAGGCAAACAUGAGACCUCUUUCUUGUUGGCAAUUAUUUCAGAGAUUAAGUUUUUAUAUAUAUUUGGGGAUCUCAUCGGCUCUUGUUUCUAAGCUUGCAUUGAAAACUGCAGAUAUAGUGCAACUAUAAGCACCAAUAGACCCAAAGCAAAAAUAAAUAACUCAUGCUAGUGAAGGGACAAUUCUCUGCACAACGAAACUGAAUGGGGUGACCACAUACCGAUUUGAAGCAAUCGUAGCGUGUUCCGAAUUAAAACAUUUCGGCUGGUUUAGCUUUCAGACAAACCAGUGAUUGACAGCUAAUUAUAGCGCCACCCAGUAUGGGUUCCUGAAAGCUUAUUUUCCAUUACUAAAAUUCUGUAUUCAAUGACAGAACAAUGCCUAUUAAUGGAUGACAAGGUUCAAGGAAUCAUACCGGAAACUAAUUUCUAAAAGUCCAGAAGCAUCCUCUGACCUUGACCCAACUGUAUCCUGUAACGUCUUAUUUCCUCCUUUGAAACUUAUAUUGAGUGUAUUAGAUGUAUGUUUUUAAGUAUGGUGAACCUUGGCCUCAUAUCAGAGCCCACCUCACACAGACCACCCUCACAAUGCGACUGGAAUGUGUUGUCGAUAUCAUAACGUAGCCACGACAUUGCAGCAACAUUGUGAGAACGGUUUGUGUUCAGCUGGGACGUAACACUCCACAAGUUGUUUUGAAAUGUUUCCUUCUAUUUUAGUCAAAUUUUAUUUUUGUUCUCGUCUCCAUUGAGUUUGUUUUAAAUGUGUAAUGUUUACCUGGAAUGCAUUUUAACAACCUUUGUAUAGACAAUUCUGAAAGGUGCAGUUUGCUUUGUGUGUGUGUGUGUGUGCGUGCGUGUGCGUGUGUGUGUGUGUGUGUGUGUGUGUGUGUGUGUGUGUGUGUGUAAAAUUGACUUUCUCCAGUGAAACAAACACUGUUUUAGUCUGGUUUGGAGUAGUUUUCUGGGUGUGAAUCUGGAAUGGAGAUGGGUCGUGAUCGAGCAGAAAAAGAUUACCACUGUGUGACAUCACCCUUUAAUGUUUCCUAGGAGUUAUGCGGUAUGUAGUGAGCUCGCUAUAUUUUUGUCAUAAAUUUCACGACUCCUAUUUAAUGUAUAAUAAAGAAAUGAGAGUAAAAUGGCA
Molecule: messenger RNA, 5047 nt
Organism: Conger conger (European conger)
Lineage: Eukaryota; Metazoa; Chordata; Actinopteri; Anguilliformes; Congridae
Product: GTPase KRas
Exons: 6
Coding region: 225-794 (189 amino acids)
Biological process (GO): Ras protein signal transduction
Cellular component (GO): plasma membrane
Molecular function (GO): GTP binding; GDP binding; GTPase activity
Source: RefSeq, a predicted model, not a curated record